CGUCGUCAGCGCCGAACCGACAAGGACGGAUUGGGUGGUUAUCAUGCGAUGGAAGGUAGACAGCUCGGCUAUUGUACAUACAUCCGUAAUCAACAUCCAUGAUCAACAACCAGGAUCAACAUCCUUUGUUCUUUAAUAUGACCUGUCGAAACUCAGCUCCAUAAACUUCCCACUGCUUAUGAUAUAUCUACAUUCCAGAGCCCGCCUUCUUCGAAUCUCCUGUUCCACAGGUCUCUAGUUGUAGUUGCGCCACCGCUUCACCAUGGCAGGUGAUAAGUUCGUCGGCCUCGCAAAGUCGGACUCAGCUGGGAUAAAAAAGGAUAUCGUCUCAAGCAAUAGGAAUAGCAACGAUGUCGAAAGUCAUGCGGUUUUCUCCGAGACGACGGCGGACCUCAUUGACCCUAACGCCGAGAGGGCACUCUGUCGCAAGUUCGAUCUCCGUUUGCUGCCGAUUCUAGCUAUCAUGUAUCUAUUCAACGCCCUCGAUAAAGGCAACCUAGGAAACGCGCAAACCGCCGGUCUAUCCAAAGACCUAAACUUCAAAGAGGGGCAGUACAACCAGAUCGUCGGGAUAUUCUUCGUCCCCUACGUCCUUUUCGCACCGCCACUAGCCAUGCUAGGCAAGAAAUACGGUCCGGCCCUCGUCCUCCCCGUUCUGAUGUUCUGCUUCGGCUCUCUCACGCUGCUCACCGCGGCGACGAAAAACUUCGGCGGCGUGUUUGCUCUGCGAUGGUUUCUGGGCAUGGCGGAGUCGGGUUUCUUCCCGCUUGUCAUCUACUACCUGACGACUUUCUACCGGCGCGGCGAGCUCGCGCGUCGUCUUGCCAUCUUCUACGCUGCGUCUAAUAUUGCCAAUGCUUUUAGCGGGUUGCUUGCUUUCGGCGUCUUCCAGAUCAAGUCAACGCUCGUAGAUCACCCCUGGCGAUGGCUUUUCAUCGUCGAGGGCAGUGUCACGGUGUGUUUUUCGAUAUUUGCUUUCUUCUAUCUGCCCCGUUCCGCCGCCGAGGCCCGGUUUCUGAACGAGGAGGAGAAGGCGCUGGCGUACCGGCGGAUACAGAUCGAUAGUUCUUCUAUCGUUAAUGAGAAGUUCGUCCUGAGGGAUUCUCUAAAAAUAUUCAAGAGGCCGACGACCUACGGCUUCCUAAUCACUGAGAUAUGUCUCGGUGUACCCCUGCAAUCAGUAAAUAUAUUCUUGCCUCAGAUUGUGCAGGGAUUGGUUAACGAUACAGUUACGGUCAAUCUAUAUACCGUUGCGCCGAAUGUCACAGGCGCGGUUAUGUUACUAGUGUUGGCCUUUACAUCUGAUGGCUUGCGAAUCCGGUUCCCCUUCGUAUGCCUCGGCUUCGCGUUUACGUUCAUCGGAUUUAUUAUAUACGCUUCGAUAUCAGACGUUCAUGCGCAGAUACGGGUGGCCUACUUUGCGACGUUCAUGAUGUGCUGGGGGACGUCUGCACCAUCUGUCCUAUUAAGUACUUGGUAUAAUAACAAUGUGGCGCACGAGGGUGAACGUCUAACGUUGACCUCGGUCGGAGUCCCCCUGGCGAAUCUUAUGGGGCUAGUAUCUAGUUACGUAUUCCAGGAGAAAGAUGCGCCCAAGUACUUACCUGCUUUAAUCACCACCGCGUCUUUUGGUGCUACUGGAUGUCUUGUUGCUGGAUCCCUAGGUCUAUACAUGCUUUGGGAUAAUAAAAGCCGCAACCGCCGGCAGGGAGUGAAUCUCACCGCGAAAGACGUACCAACGUUGCAGCUGAGAGACGGUCCUAAAGUUGAAGAGUUUAGAUGGUUCUUAUAAGAAAAUGAGGUCAUCUAAACACGCUGAGCUCGUCGUUGAGUCUUCAUAAAGAAUUGAAUAAAAUAAUAUAUUGUACAACUCAACACUAGUCUGUCCAGUCAGACGUGGGUGUUUUAAAAAAUCC
Daldinia vernicosa is the source of this 1916-nucleotide messenger RNA. RefSeq names its product putative MFS transporter. Gene Ontology annotation, biological process: transmembrane transport. The record is from RefSeq and is a predicted model, not a curated record. The coding region runs from base 263 to 1792 and encodes 509 amino acids. Lineage: Eukaryota; Fungi; Ascomycota; Sordariomycetes; Xylariales; Hypoxylaceae. Gene Ontology annotation, cellular component: membrane. Gene Ontology annotation, molecular function: transmembrane transporter activity. The transcript is spliced from 6 exons.